Messenger RNA from Coffea eugenioides, 1204 nucleotides. Its product is annotated as malonyl-[acyl-carrier protein] O-methyltransferase-like. The coding region runs from base 45 to 1106 and encodes 353 amino acids. The transcript is spliced from 7 exons. NCBI's taxonomy places the organism in Eukaryota, Viridiplantae, Streptophyta, Magnoliopsida, Gentianales, Rubiaceae. The record is from RefSeq and is a predicted model, not a curated record.
CCUUAAUACGGACGAUAUCUCUGAGAAGAAGCACUUCUUCAGUGAUGGCCUUUUGCGCUCAAUCAAAGCUCAGCAAUCUGAAUUUAUGGAUCAAAACAUCCGUAGGAAGCAGCAGUACUGAUAAUGUAGGAGGCCAUCAUGACUCACUUAGAAGAAGAGCACCAAAAAGCCGUGCCAAAAGUAGGAUGAUGGUUAAAAUGACAGCAUCAACUAGCGGAAGCAGUGGCCAGGGGUCAUCGACGGUGGCAUUUGAGGAGGGACAGCUGGAAAGGCCGCGGUGGACCGGUGAAACGCCGCUUUCUCGGCUUGUUGGAGCCCUCAUUUCCUUCAGACCUCUCUUCUCUAUCAUGAAAUUUGGCGCAAGACAAGUUCUCAUAAGUACAGCUGAGAAGACAAAUAUUCCAUGGAGGGAAAUGACUAGACAGAUACUGGAAUCAGAUGUAUACAAAGAAAUGGACAGUAUUGAGGAUCCCUCUCUUGUUUACCCUGAUUAUUAUCUCAAUCCCUUCCAUGCAUAUGAUGAGGGCAAUCUUUCCUGGCUGGCUGCUGCUGAGGCAGAGGCUGCAACUAUGUCGAUGAUGAGACGGGCAAUACCAUAUGCUUCUUCAUUGGAUGAAGCUAAUCAAGUAGUUCGUGGAAAUUGGCUGAAUGCAAUUGAAGAACAUCAUCAGAAAUAUUCAGAAGACAAUAUUGUCAGAGAAAUUCUUGAUAUCGGAUGUUCAGUUGGUGUCAGCACAAGAUGCCUUUCUGAUAAAUUUCCCAAUGCUAGAGUGACUGGCCUGGAUCUGUCACCAUAUUUUCUUGCUGUUGCUCAAUAUAAAGAAAAGAAAAGCAACCCAAGAAUGAAUCCUAUCUGUUGGGUCCAUGCUAAUGGUGAAAGUACAGGCUUACCUUCCAAAUCAUUUGACAUUCUUUCCAUUGCUUAUGUGUUCCAUGAAUGCCCUGAAAGAGCGAUAAAAAAUAUGGUGAGAGAAGCCCUUCGACUGCUUCGACCUGGAGGAACUUUUGCAAUCACAGACAACUCGCCAAAAUCAAAGAUUCUUCAGGCAAGUUCUCUUCUCCUAUUCCUUUUCUCUGCCUACAGUUUGUGCGCUGGGGCAAACUAAUAGCACUACAUGUUCAAAAUUUCUGCACAUGUUGAAAUAGGAAACAACAUUGUAAUAUAUGCAAUACAGAUAUAUAAUACAGAGCAACACCUUGGAUU